Cinara cedri is the source of this 19162-nucleotide messenger RNA. The record is from the annotation of a GenBank genome assembly. Lineage: Eukaryota; Metazoa; Arthropoda; Insecta; Hemiptera; Aphididae.
AUGCGGAUCCUAGUCCAAGAACCGAUUAGUAGUUUAAAUCACAGAUCACUUCAUUCGAGUACCUCUAUGUGAACACCGCUUUACCGGUAAAGUUAAAUCAUCAGUUUACCUAAUGAUUUGGUUUUUCGUCUUACAGGCCUGAAAGUUUUACUCGGUGACGACGGACUAAAAGUUUCCGUACAGCUGUCCAGACUCUAUCGGUUGUCGUAUGAUCGUUUCGACGACCGCGACAACGGUUAUCCGAUGGCUAGGGACGUUCUGAUUAUGCUUUGGCUCCGGCUAAUAGAGGCCGCCACGCACACGUUCACCUUACUCAUCCACGCCGAUUUGAAACUCAAUUACCAAGUACGUGAUUCAUUGCGUUGCAGUCUGUAAGUCUUUACCGCGUGCCAUGUCGUGCUGUGUUUCAACCAAAUUUGACCUAUCCCAAUCUGACCGUUUGUAAUAUUAUAACGAAAAAUAGUUAGAGAGGGAAAAAACAUUUGAUAAAAAUAAUAUUAUAUUUUAGUAAAAUAACGACCGAUUAAUAAUCAUCAUUAUGCGCAUUGUAAUAAUGUUUGCACAAAGUUGAGAAAAAAAAAAUGCUCUUCCCUUUACCGUAUUUAUUACAUCAUCUUUGCUGGUAUUCCGCUAGUCAUUAUGAUCUGAUGAAUAACGACCGAGUGAUAAUGUCUAGUCCUAUUCGCACACAAAUAUGUGUAGUAUUUGUAGUAACAAUGUUUUUUUUUCAGUAAAAUAAAAAUUAAUAAUAAUAUCUAUAAAUACAUUUUGAUAUCAUACAAAUUAUUAUUAUCAUUAUUAUUAUUACUAUCCAAAUGAUUUCCACAACAUUACCGUUUAUUGGCAAUAUUAACAGGAUUUGCCAUGUGCGCAGUUUUAUAUUUUCUUUACCAUUUCGUAAUAAUAUUAUAUUCAUUCAGCCUUUGUCAUAUUACUUUUUUUUUUCGUUUCAAGUUCAAAAUUAAAAUAAUGAUAGGGGAGAAACCAGUAGGAAUACGAGCACCACUGGGUAGACUUCCGCCUAAGAUAGGAAGACUGUGCAUAAAUUCAUUCGACAAUUUGAGUCUCUACGAGUGUUCGUAACUGAAUUGCAACAAAAAAUAAAAAAAUAAUUUAAAAAUAAAAAUAUUCGUAUUAAUUUUCGAGUCUAUUUAAGCAAAUUUGAGUCCAGCAUUUUCGAGUCACUUUGUAAGCUUGGAUAUAGACAUUUAAUACAGUAAUAUGAGAACAAAGGACGUAGUAAUGUACACGAUAACGGUUACCACCUCUACGUCUUCCGACUUUAUUGUACACUAAUUAUGACGUAUUGAACGAUGGUACUUAACGAUUUCUAUUCUAGUAUAUUCAUUUAUAAUCGUACUGUUAUUUUGAUGUUAUUUUUGAUCAACAUGCACAAUAAAAUGUAAUUAUGAAACUAUCUUUAAAAUAGCCUACAAUUUAAAUAUUAUUAUUUGAUGAUUAAAUUUAAAAUAUAUUUUAAUUUUUUUUUUCGUGUAUUUAGAACAUGCUAGUUAAAUUCUAAAUUAAACUUUAACCAAAAAAAAAAAAAAACUCAUUUUCAACUGAAAAAUUAAUAUGAAGAUUUUGACACCGAUUUCUAUGAUAUCUGACGAAGUGAAUAUGUCAGAUUCAUGGACGUGUAUAUUCUUCAAUAAUUAUAAAGAAGACUACGAGAAAAAUCAAAAAAUAACCUGCUCAGUUAGCUACCAGAAACUAAGAGUUGAUCAGAAUCUAUAAGCCCUAAAGAUGAUUAUCAGAGCAAGAUUUCCGAUAGAAAAUCUGUUCACAAAUAGAGAGAAAAAUAAAACUAUUUCACAAAAAAAAAACUUGCAUUAUAGUAAAACCGAUACACCGCGCUCGGAAUCUAAAAACAAAUUUAAAAAAGACUUUAUAGUAAAACUUUACCACCGUGUGCUUCUUUAAACCGCAGCACACGUGCAUACAACUUAAAAAAGUCAAUUAUUUAAUAUUUCAUUCGUUUAGCGUAAUAUUAUAUUCGUGAUUUAUAAUCGUAUAUGUAUAUAUACACACGUUAAUACCGCAUACCUAAUAUUAAAAAAUAAAUUUAUACUCAAUAACGUAAUAUCAUAUUAUAGUCCGACCUAACCUAUACGCGUUUAUGGUAAUAGAGUUUAUAGUUUUUUCGUCGGUUUUGACGGCCCAGCAAUUAUUAUAAUAUUAUUAUAAUCGUAAUGAUCAUCAUCCCGUCUUCGCCCCGCAGACGUGAUAAUGUAACGCGGCGCUCACGUGUGCAUUACAAUAAUAAUAUCCGAAUAGAAAGUCAAUAUUAUUAUUAUUAAUAAUUCGUUGCGCAACUUCAAAAAGUUUCCACGAGCGAACGACCCACGCGGACGAUACGCCUAUAUUAUAUAUUAUACUUAACAUGUAUACAUGUACGGUACAGGUUGAUUACACAUUAUCACGAAUCAUCAGCCAAAGUAAUAGUUAUAUUUACGGAGGUUUUUCAUAAAUUUUAGUAACCUAACCUAACCAAGGUACUUAACUCGCAAAUAAUAAUGAUACAUAAAAAAAAAAAAAAUAAUAAUUUAUGAGCUGCUAUUGGGGACGGGUACGAGCCACUAAUGUAGGUGGGUAGUUGGGAAGAAGGUAUACAUAAUGUUAUUUAAUUUUUCCCAUUAACCAACAGUGAACCAUGGCUGACGAAAGACGAUGCGGACCGAAGUUCGGUUACACAAAACGUUUUGAAAAGUUGUAAUAUUUACGGUUUUUGUUAAAUUUGUUUUCAAAACUCCUAUAAAAAAAUAAAAAAUAAAAAAAAACACUAUAUUAAACUCAAUUUUUUUUAAUCGCUAAGUACUACGUCUUAUAAUAAGCCUCUUGUUAAAUGUUCAAGCAUUUCUGUUUAAUCUAACACUUUUAACCACGGAGUAACUACUAAAUAAAAAUUACGUAAAAAACUCGGAAAAUUAAAAUGUUUGUAAUUUACAGCUCGAAAAUGGCUUAAAUGUUUUAAAAUUGUUUUUCUGUUUAUCCCUACGUUUUUCUACUUUAUUUUGUUAUUAUUAUAUUAAUGCCGCUUGGAAAAUUAAAAAAUUACCUCUCUAAAGUACCAACUAGAUACAAUUUUACUAUAUAUAGAAAAGGCAAAUCUAACUUUUUUGACAAAAUUUCAAUUCCUUACGAUUAUUUUUAACCAAAUUAUCACAUUAAAAUAAUAAAUUUAAAAUGAUAAAAAAAUUAUUUUUGAAAAUUUUUCCAUAAUUACUACGUAUUUUUCGGUUUUGCUCAAUUAUUUAAAAAACUAAAUAAUUAAAAAACAACUUCCUUGGUUACCAAUUAGAUUGAAAAGCCAACAAAAAAAUAUUUAAAACAAUAUUUUUGGUAGAAUACAGAGGCCGUAAAAAUUUUAAAUAUUGAAAUCGUUCCGUAGUAAUUUGAAAAAAAUUGUAUUUUUCGUCCUUUUUCGUUUUUCCCAAUUAUUUUCAAAACUCCUUGAAAAAUCAAAAAAAACCUCUCUAAUUCAUCAAUGAGACAAAAUUACUUUUCAGAAAAGGUACUAUACUUUAUAGUUUGGACGAUUUCUGGUAGAAUAGUUUUUUACCGAUAAAAAAAUAAAAAAAAAAAAAAAAAAAAAAAAAUAAAAUACACGUCAUAGUAAAACCAAUAGAUCCUUCGUUAUGCUCCGAAUCUAAAAUAAUUAUAUUUUCGAAUUUCAAAACAAAAACCUAGGCGGUGCUAUUUAUAUUUGCAUAACCAAAUCUAAUCCGGGAAAUGAUAUCUAUAAUUUUCAACAACUACUAAUCCCAACAUUAUUAAACCUGGAUAUUUGAAUCGGCAAAUACUUUUUUAUAGAUUUCCUAUAUGGAUGACAUAAUUAUUAGCUUCUUGUCAAUUUAUCAUAAUAGUAAAUCGUUUAUUACUAUUAUUUUAUCGUUACCGUAUUUCAGGACACAUUAUCGAAAUUGUCUGCCGAAAACCGCAUGGACGACGGCACAGUUUUUGUUGCCGAAACUACCGAACUCCUGACGAAAUUACUGCUGCCUUCCAUUCCGCCCUUGUCCGACUCUGUCGCUUCCAUCGACGAUACUGUCACUGCCGGCGUUCUAGCCGAAUUUUUAACCGACGACGCCAACAGUUACGAGACUGGCGUUUGGUUGCAGAAAGUCCGCGCCACCAUAAUCCGCGCAGAACUGAUAUCCGUGAGUAUAUACGAAGUCAAUCGGCAUAAAUGCGCUACGAGGAUGUAUUUUCGCUCAAAAAGCAAUAAAUAAAAAUAUAGACAGCAGAAGUAUCCCAGACGUAAAUUAUACUCCACUGGUUGAAGCAGCCUAAUCUGAUCUAACCUUAACUAACUUUUUUUUUUUUUUUUUCUAAUCAGCAAUACUCCAGUGCACCCAGGACCACCGUUAGGCAUUGCUUUGGGUGCACUGGCCACUAUCGUUUAUUUACAAUAUGAUACAAAUAUGUGGCUGCACCACGUCAAAAAGGCCUGUUUUCCCCUGCGGCGGGGCAGGCUAACAACAAGUAAAUACAAUACGAACAACAUGCAAAAAAAAAAAAAAAAACAACAAAAUUAAUAAUACAAAUAAUACAGUGGUAGUAAAUGGCGUUAUAGCAAUCUUCCAAUCUGCCGCCGGCGCUCAUCCUCCUCCCUUGCUGCCAUGACGUGGUUGCAGAACGUCCUUACCGCCUCCCACGACCUUUUGGACGACAGCAUAGCUCCCACCACCGUCUCCGGAGCUAGGUCGCCACCGAUGUCGACCUCCAACUUCCUCCUCUCCUGCCACCUCCUGAAAACUUCCUCCUGGUCCUCUGCGUCCCUCGUCACGCUUCUCGGCUCCGUGCGCCUUGCGUGCCGCCGCCGUCUCUCCUCCGCCAGCAGGUGAACGGGGAUCAUGCCCGCGAUGACGAGUACGGCCGGCGUGGACACCGUCCAAUACGCCAUUGCCACCCUCAGGGCGACUGUCCUCUGGGGCCGCUGGAUGACCGCGAUGUUCGAUUCGAACACCAUGGCCCCAGCUUAGACGGGAGCCGCGUACAGGGCAAAGCUGUCCACCACCGACGCCAGGAGCCUCCGUUUCCUCUGCUGAGCGCCCCCGACGUUAGGCAUGAUUCGCCAUAGCGCCAUCGCCGUCUUCUGCGCCCUCGCCGCAGCUGCCUGCAGAUGGGCCUUGAACCCCAAGGUCCUGUGGAGCUGGACGCCGAGGUACUUUAUCGCCUCCACCGUGCGAAUAGGCACCCCGUCGAUCGCAAAAGAGGGCUGGGCAUAACCCCUUUUGGACGUUAGAACCACCGCCUCGGAUUUCUCCGUCGAAAGCGCCAGCCCGUUUUCCUUCAUCCACUCCGUGACCCUGGCCCGGUGGCCACGACGGCCAGAUCGUCGGCGAACGCCACGAGCGACACUGACGACACUCCCGGUACGUUCCCGCCGGGGUCUACCUCGAGAAGACCGUCGUAUAAAAUAUUCCACAGGAGCGGGCCCAGGACCGAACCCUGCGGGACGCCACACGUGAGGGUCCUCGUAACGCCGUUGGACCGCAGGGUCCUGCCGCUCAAGUAGCUCCGGACGAUCUUCGCGACGUAGACCGGGGCGUUCUUCCUCCUGAAUGCCCUCUCGAUCCUAUCCCAUCUCGCCAAAUUAAAAGCAUUCUUAACGUCCAGGGUGACCACCGCGCAGAGCUCCCGUUUAUAUAGAGGUCCAGAGGCCGCGGCGUUGACUAUCUCCAUGACCCUCUGCACGGCGUCGACCGCGGAGCGGCCUUUCCGGAACCCGUACUGUCGGUCACUGAAUCCUCCGCCGUCCUCGAUAACUUCUUCGAUUCUUCUUUUAAUCAGCCGCUAAAAAAACUUGCCCACCGAGUCCAGCAGGCAGAUCGGCCGGUACGCUGACGGACUGUCGAGAGGCUUGUCGCCCUUCCGGAGGAGCACAAGCUUCGCCACCUUCCACCUCUCGGGGGGAUCUCCUCGCCCGCUGACCUAGUGACUUCCGCCCUGACCGUCUCCACCUGGGCGGCAUCUCCACGCACCUCUAUCAACAGGCCACCCAUCCUGCACUGCCUCAUGCCGAUGAUGCGGUCACCGAUGACCUCCUGCUUGACGCCGGAGCGAAUCUUUUUGGCCAGUUCCGGGUACUCUUCCCGGCUAACCUUAACCAUGACGGCCGCGGGUCACGCCCGGGAUGCCCUCCUUGGGGCCACUACCGGCCCUGCUGUCGCCGUUGCUUUUCCCGCCCGGGCUUAACCUUAACUAACUACUGACAACUGAUAACUACUUGUUUAGGGAGCCGAAACGAUCGAUACGAUAAUAUUAUUCGGUCGGCGCCGCUUCGAUGUACAAUUCGGACCGGAUUUCGAAGCUGACCUAGAACCGUACACGCUAACGGACAUGGAUGCCGCCGGAAUAAGAUUGGCGCUGAGGUAAUACAACUGCGAUACGAUUUUCUCGGUAAAGAAAUAGAUUUUCACGGCUCAAGAAGCCCAAGUAAAUGUUUCACUAUUCACCCCCAUCCCAAAUUUGAUAAAAAAAAGAACAUUCUCUCCUCCAAAAACGAAACGAACAGCAACGGAUUAAUUGAAAUUAUUCAUCUGAAUACAAUUAUUGUAAUAUAAUCGAUUUCGCUUUACUCGAUCCGGGUGAACGUGUGUGGGUGAAAUAGUAAAAGUUAGAACUUAUAUUGUGUAAAAUAAGACAGUGGUUACCUAUUCUUAUCACAGUGUUUCGUAUGCGUGAUGCACCAUUUUGGAUAAAUAAUGACGGUUCCUUUCAACAACCAAUCUGAAGCUCGCACUAUCUUAUUAUACAUAUAAUAAUAUAGGCUUUCUAGAAAAGGUCGUUUACGAUCGAUCCGAUUACCGAUGGUUUGAUUUUUGGCACACUGUAGGUACGGGUCGAGCUUGGGGCUUGUUUCCGAAGACUCGGUGGUGGCCACCGAACUCGCACGGCUGAUUUGCUGCGAUGCCGGAACGCAGCAGCUGUCAGAAUCGCGACCGUUCGACUUCACUACCUGCGCGCUUUUCGUGGCUUCCCGCGGAUCUAGAAACAAGUAAGUUUGUAACACGUCUGAGUAUCAUAUAAGCAUUCUGAUAUUCGUUUUAACAUCCACGAGGUAUUCCCUGUUCAUGAUAGGUCCAUUUAAAUCUUGCGGGUGGGAAAGUGUCGUAUUUGUGUUCUUCUUGUGAUCAUAGGAUAUCAAUUUAUUUAUUCUUAAAAAUCUGUUAUGGUAUCUCAGUGGUCUAAAACGGCACUAAUUAACUAUCGUUUUUAGUUUCAAAAUAUCGGCGAUCACAGUUAAAUUUUUUUUUUAGUUAUUUUUUCUCCUGUAACCUAUUCGGUUUGGUUUUGUACAACAAAUCGAGUAAUUUUUUUAAUUUCGACAUUCACUUCUGAUUGGAGGUGGCCCAAGGCCUUCAUAAAAAGUAAUUUGAAAUCGAAAAUAUUAAUAAUGGCAACACAAUACGAAUAUUGAAUAGGACACAGCGUGGUAUAUUUGAAUCAACCAACCAGAAUCGACUUUAUGUCAAAAUGGAUCUCAGAAUGCCAAUAUAAGUCCGGGGGUUAUUUAUAAAAUACUACAUCACAUAUUAUACUUAGUAUUUUGGUAUAAUUUUGUAUAGGUGUGCCAAAGCGCGUGCAGUUUUGUUUGGACUUGAAGAAACUUCACAGUUUUAUUGGCCACCGACCUACGAUGUGGACGCCGACAGGAAAGCCGCCUUUGGUCACUUGGUCGAGGGGGUGCUACAACAAGAAUUGCCGGAAGUGUACAAUGCGUUCAAGGUUCGUUGAUCGUAUUUGUGCUACAUUGCCUUUAAACCAGAGGGACUUCUAAGUGUAAGCAAGAUUCGGUGGGAUUUAUAGCACUAUAAAACCAACAAAAUAGCGAUUGAGAAACUUCAUUAUAAGCCUUUAAAAAGCUUUAUAAGCCCUUCAAGUUCUGAAAAAGAACACUUCAAAAUAUUUUUAAAAGAGUUAGAAAAAUAAUUUUUUUUUAACACCGCCGAAAUAAAAAAAAAGCACUUUAAAAUUUUAUAUUUGAACUCGUUGAAACAUGAAAUAAAUAUCUAUAGCUCUCUGCUAGUUUUAAUGUCGAGUCCCAAAAAAAAAAAAAUACAAAAAUCGCUAUAGCCUUCUAUAGUCUACAGUAAUCUUGAUUUUAAACAAUUUCUCGAAGGCGGUUAAAAUAUCUCCAGUUAAGAAUACCACAAUUAAAAAUAUCUUUAAUAGAAAUAUUCCACAGGAAAUAUUAACUGAUCACAAUAUUAUCUAAAAUAUUUUUCACGAUUACAAGUUCUUACGCUAGGUUAAGUUGUGACGUGUGAUACAAAUACAACAAGAAUUAAUCAUGAUGCUCAUUAAAUUAAAUUAUUUUUUAAAUAUUUAAUUAAUUUUUGUUCAAUCGAAACUUUAUUUUAUUUUUUUAAGAGAGAUUGCUCACAGUUUAAAAUUAAUAGGUAAUACAAAUUAUUCAUAUAAAUCCUAGAGAUUUUUUCAGGAGUCGUUUUGUCUAUAAGAGAUUUAUAUUAGAUUUAUUUUUUACCAAAGAUAUUUUUACUAGAGAUAUUAUGGCCGGAGAUAUUUUGACCUGGAACUCUUGAAGGUCGCUUCGGAGGAUUUUCUCCAGGGUUAGAAGGAAGAGUCUUGUGUCUAGUGCCUAGUAGCGGGGGCGUGACCGCCGCCGAGGAAAACGGCACGUCGCUUUUAGAGGUCGGGUCGUGGCUGCCCAGAGGGAAAUAAAACGAAUAGAUUCGAUACUCGAUAAAACGACUUACCAGCGCGGGAAUACGACGUUAAUAAUAUUAUUAUUACCGUAAUCCGCGACGACUGAACAUUCAUAUUUUUUUGGCCCAAAAUCGUCGGUUUCUGUCAUUUAUCGAACAGAUUAAUUAUUAUCACGUUAUUAUGUAAAAUAAUGAUAGUGCAUUAAAAAACGAGCCAACCGAUUCCUCUCCGCCGCGCGCUAUAUCAUCAACGAUACCAAAACGUUGAUAAUGAUGAUUUAUUUGUAUGCGGACGCGCGUACGCGCAGUGUUCCCAGCCGCCAAUUAUAAUAAUAAGUGUGUAUAUCAUUAUUUCCUUCAGGCGAUAUCGUUUUAAACUAAACGUACGUUUACGAAUAUCUUAUAUUAUAAUAUAUUGCGUAACAAAAAAAAAAAUAAAAAAUAGUCAUCGUCUUUCGAACACGUAUUAUUAUUAUUAUAACAGUCAGACAUUGGUAGUGUUCCGAAUAAUAUAAAAAUUAUUUUAUUUCGAACAAAACACUUCUCAGUUUCGUUUUAGAACGUUUAAUACUUAACUUUAAGACGCGUGCUUAUUCCGUGCCGAAAAACACUUUUUCGGUUAGUAAAUAAUUAGUUAGUAUUUUUUCACCCGGUGACGAUGACGGUGACUACUGACAGAUUUUAAACAUUUUUUAAAAUCCCCAAUGCUUAAUAUAUAAUGCAUAAUCAUGCAACCAACCAUCAUAUUAUAACAUCCAUAAUUCUCUUAAGUCAUCUGAAUUUACAUUUACAUAUUUUUUUUUUUUUUAACAUGUAUCCCGAAAUCUUUCCGCAAAGUAUUCAGAAUAUUUUGAAAAUACUAUCGUUGUAAAUCAUUAGAAUAUUCAAUAUAUUCUCAUUAUAUUCUAAAUAAUAUUUUUCAAACGCAUUCGAAUAUAAUUCAUUUUGAAUGCAUCUAAACAGUAUUUUACUUAAGUCUGAUAAUAGUACAGGUCACUGCAAUAGUAGGUAGGUACGAGUAAUCGGCAUGCGCAACGCCCAACGCACGUUCAAUAAUAAUUUGUGUCGGAAUAAAAUAUCGAAAAACACGUUUGUUAAAAUGUAAAUUAUUACACCCGGUGGGACCAGGUACGUACAGAAUAUUGUAUUUUAUAGAAACGCACUGACAACGGGGUUUGUCUAGGUAGGUAUCUAUUUGCAUAACUAUAUAGAUUGCAAAGCUGGACCAGGGGCGGUGGGACACUAGGUAUUGCGAGCAGAGACGUGUUCAGGAAUUAUAUUCAGGAAGGGCGUGUAGUAAAUAAUAAUCGUGUGUAAGUUGUAUGUGUUAAAUUAUAUUGUAUUCCUAUUAUAUAAAAUGGGGUGAUUUUACUAUAGAAAUCCAAAAGUCGGGUCCAAAAACAGUAGGUCUUUAAUCAAUAAUCGAGUUUUUCCUUGUUACUGGCUUAAACUUUGUAACUUUUAAAUACUUGGCCAAUCGAGGAACGCAUUUGUUUUAUUAUGGCAUGGUCUUUUAUAUUUCGGUCAAAACAAAUUUUUUUGUUAUAGAAUUUCGGAUCUGUAGCCGACGUAUUAUUGUAACGGUCAUUUUUUGAUAUUCCUUGCUAACGGAGGAAAAAACAAACAGGAAUAUUUAAAUGACGUAAAUUUUUGUGUAAAAUUGUAUUUGUUUAUCUGAAUAUUCUGUGGGAUCGUAUAUUAAUCGUAGAUAUUUUCGUUUUUUAUCGAAUAAAAUCAUUUUGUAAACGCGGGAUAAUCAAUUAAAAAUAUUUUUUCUUUCAAACUAAGCGUAAGUACAAACAUUUCGGAUUUACAUAAACACUUGAGAAUGUCGAAACCUCAGUCCAUCGCAAUAAGACGUUCGUACAGAAUGUUGAAUAAGCGUUGGAAAAAUCAAAUUUUGAUUUAGUUACUGAACAAAAAAAAAAAAGAAAAAAGGAAAGCGACAUAGGUAACUAAACUCGGUUACUGAAAUAUCGUUGGGUACAACUUCUCCAGAUAUCUGACAUACAUCAUUAUGGACACGCGCUAUCUGCCACAAUAAUUGCAAUGUACCUACUUAAAAAAAAAAAACCGUUUAAACGGUGAUUUAUGGGAAAUAUUUUACGGUAAACAUAAUAUUACGUAUACAACUCGAUUUGGUUCGAUAAAGAUAAUUUAAUCUACACGCAAACACCGACCAGGUGAAUGCGUAUAAUAUAUUAUACAUUUUUAUUGAUGCGUGCCUAAUUUAUUUUCAAUAAAAAAAAAACGGCGUGGACGUGACGGACGACGGUCGUAUAAUAUAAUAUUAUGCGCUCGUACAAUAAACCCACAGUAUAAAUAAUACCGAUCGGUAAAGUAUAAUAUUAAAAUUAAAAAAAAAAAUUCAUUUAUUUCGCGAUGUAAAGGUUAAUAAAGUAUAAAAAAUAAACUUUACACGGGAUGCCGCGUACAAAGCCAUAAACACACCUCUUCGAGUAAAAGUGAAACGUAUCGUGUGUUACAAUAUUAUCCUCGUAGUCACACAAUAAAAUUAUUACCGCCGUGUAAUUAUUUACACGAUUAUUAUUAUAGACACAAGGUCAAGCCGUAACUUGGCUAGGAUUUUAAAUUACGCACGGAAUAUUCUCUGCUCGGAUCUAUAGAUUUUUUUUUUUAUCAUUAUCAAUAAAACCGAUAAUUACGAUAUUUUAUUUCGAAUUUAUCGUCGUCGUAAAUUAUGGCAUUUUAAAAUUAUAUUAUUUAAAUCAGUUUUAGUCUAGUAAAAAGUGGGUAACGACCGCGAGUAGACCGCUGAUAUAUCGACGGGUAGUAUUUGGGAAGGUAGGAUAAUAAAGGGUAAUUUAGUUCGUAACAUACUGUUCGUGACGGUAAAUCAUUGUAAACGAAAAAAAAAUAUACGCGGAAUAGUAUUAGUAGUUUUAGUCGAGUUUUUUUUGCACAGGACACCAAGAAAUCAAAAAAAACACAACCGAUUUAUCGACAUUUAUAGUCGGUUUACAUUGUUUGGAGCAAUUGUUGAAAAUCUAUAUAUAGGGUGGAUGUUUCAUCACGAACCAGCAAUUUCUUCUGGAGAUUUUAAAGUGAAUUUAAUUUUGUUUUUUCAAUCACAAUGGCAUUGUUUAAGCUUAAUUUUAACACCAUUUCAAAUUUAUUCUUCUAUUCUCUAUAUCUCAAAUGAUUAUUUAGAUUUUUCAACAGUAAGUCCCCUCCUUCUAUUAUAGAUUCCAAUUAAUAAUAUUUGUCUAGAUAAUACUGCAUAACUAUAAGCACAAAUAGCCUAAAAUAUUACAAAAAAGUGUGGGGCCCACAGUGGACCCUCUCCAAAUUCCACAGUGGCGUAUACAGAGGGGGAGAGUCCUCUAGGCCCAAGCCCAUAGUGAAAUUUCAGAUUCAAUUGAAACACUGUCAAGCAUAUUGCUUUAGGGUGAAGUAAGAUAUUUCCGUCAUAUAGGUAGUUUCAUGAAUUUUGAUAUUUAAUGUUAAUAAACACUAAACGGUUAACGUAUACACUCGACGAGUGUAUAUCAACCGACAAUAGUACUUUGUGUAAUAUUUGGCACUAUGUAGAUGCUUGCCGGUGAAUAGGUAUGUUCAUUGUGAUUUUAUACUUGUGACUUAUAGCUCUAAAAAAAAGUUAUAAGCGCAAUGAUAUGCUCUUAAAAAAUUUCACGUAAGCGCUUAUAUAUGCACUAAAAAUAUUAAAAUAUGUAAAAAAAUAACUCUGCUGUUACAUCAGAAAAUGGUAACAACUCUUUAAUAUAAUAUAAUUUUUCAAGUAAAAUAAAAAUAAUGCGAUAAUACCCGUUCAAUAAUAUUAUUAAUAGAGACCUCCUAUCAACGGAAUUACCGAGUAAUAACAAUGAUCAGACAAUUUAUCAAUUUUAUUUUCUUUUAAGAUAAUUAUAAACUGAUAAACGCAAAUAUAAUAUUAACUUUGCAGAAAAUUUUCAUUUUUCUUCUUUGAAAUGAUAUAAGCGUCAAAUAGCGCUAAAAACAUCAAAAUAGCAAAAAAACGUCAAAACUUCAAAAUAUGCAACAAAACAUUUUGUAUCUGAUUUCCUGGUUAUCUGAAACAUAUUUGUAACUUAGGUGUUACUAGGACUUUUCAAAACAAAUAUGCAAAUGUUACAAGUCACGAGCCCUGUAAUCAUUACUAACACUCAAACAAAAAUAUCACGAAAUUAAAUAUAUCAAGAGCAUAACUUUCUUUACUAUAAUACCUACAUAAGGGGUGCUAAAUGCUAAAUUUAUUAUAUAAUAUAAUAAUAAAUACGUAUUUCAAAUUAUAAUUCGUUUAUUUGUAUUAUUUAUGUUAUAAUUGAAAACGUUCGGCCCCCUAAAAGUAGCUUUGUUGGUGAUAGAUUGGCCCAUAGUGAAUAUAAUUCAUAUAUACGCCACUCACAUUCUAAAAUUUUAGUAAUAAACAUGAAACUACAAAAUAUUGAUAAUUAUUUUUUUUAUUUCAAUAAAAUGCGACGUUCUGUAUUGGCAAAUUAAUUUACAAUGCCAUCUACAUUUAUAUUAUUUUAUAUAUCUCUUGAUCUCAUUGAUACAACUGAAAAGCGAUCCCGCAUCAUAGUUGACUUUACACAAGUCAAACCGUUUGACAAAGGUUUUUUUCUUUUUUUCAGUAUGUUCAAAGGUUAUACGUUUAGCAGUGUAUUGGAACUUGGAAAUAGCUGGCACAUUACCGUAAUUUUUCCCGUAUACAUAUUAUAUCAUUUUUAUGUAUUUAUAUUCUUAAUGAUAUCAUUAUCGACGAAAAAAAAUUAUCGUUAAAUAAUUUUUUUUGCAAUAGUUUUAAUUACGUAUUUGCGUUUCUUUACAUUUCUAAAAAUGAUAUAUUCUUAGUAUUAAAUACUAACAUUUUAAUUAGGGGACAUUACGCAAUAAUCAAGUGGGACAAAUUCUCUCAAAGACUGCCGUCUAUUGGUCUAUUUGUGCUUAUGUCAAUAAUACUAAUAUAUUAAAUUUACUGUUUGUAAUGAAUAAUAAUUUAAAGGUUAGACCGAAAGGGAAAGGAAGAGUUAAAUAAUUUAUCAUUUAAAAAUUAAUAUGCGAUUUAUUACUCUUUCCUACUCCUCCGGUCAAAUUUUAAAUGGUUAUUAUUCAUAAACAGUAUUGAUAUCAUGUAUAUAAACAUUUUUAUAAAUAUAUUAUACUUAUUUUAGGGUAGGGGACAUAAAAAACUAAACAUUAUUUUCAAAUAAAGUUUAAACGAUUCUAUUUCAGAAAUCCAAUACACUUCCUUCGAAAAAACUACUGGUUCAUGAUAAAAAUAUCACCCUGUAAACAACUUUUAAUGUUAAACUUGAAAUUUUCUUACCUAUGGAAAAAAUGUUUUCUAAAAAAAACAAAAAAAAAAAAAUUAUAAAAAACCACUUUAAGGGUGAACUGUUGAAAAUUUAGUUAAAUAAACUACCUCACGGGACAGAAAUGCUGAGUCUUUACAACUAGGUUGUAAAAGUACUGCAUGAAAUAAUUGGAGAUCGGAGCGUUUGCUUCACCAAAAAGAUGAUGUUUUUUAAAAUUACAUAAAACUCUAAAUCUUAUUUUCACUCCAUGUAAUAAUAUUAUAAUAUUCGAUUCCGAGGUUGUACGGAUCGAUUGCUCAACCUAACCGGCAGCGCCAACGGCGGCGUGUAGCUACUCGUACUUUAUUAUAAUAGUAUACUUAUCAAACUUUGUUGACAAUUCCCGUCUCAUCAAAAACAAACAUUAUGGAAGAUAACUAUUAUACAAUAUACGAGGUAAAUACGGCAUGUUUAAUGAAGUUUUCAACUUCAUUACAGCAGACAUAAUAAUGCGAAUAAUAAACACCAUCUUGAAACUAUAUUUGAUCCUGUUUGAAUAUUGUAUAGAAUAGGUCGGUAAUAAUAUUAUAAUUUCAUGGUGCUCUAUAGUUUUGUCGAUUUCGUGUUUCGAAGACAUAUUGAUUAUUCGCUGUAUAGUACAAUAUUAGAUUUUGAUCGCACUGAGAAAUGUAUUGGUUUCACUAUGAUGUUAACUUUUUUCUUAACUUGUUUUUCUGAAAGCUUUUUUUUAUAGAAUUUUGGCUCUAGUAGUAGGUGCAUUGAGGUGUUCGUAUUUUGAGAAUCGUUGAAUUUUUGUUAAAACUUUAGAAAAAUGAGAACAUUUAUGGAAAUAACCAUUUCUUCAUUUUCGGUUUUAUUUUUGGUUAUACUUCAUUUAAUAAUAAUCGUAAAAACCUGUAAUUUAACAUUUUCGAGAUUUUUCUUUUAUUUUUAUUUUGUAUUAUCGGGGUACAGAUAUUUUGGCCCAACAGAAAUGUUUGGAAAUUUAAAUACGAAGUUCAUUAAAAGUUGUAAAUAGUGGUGAAAAAAAGUUUUUAAUUUGACGUAUUUUUUUUUUUUUCAUAAGCGUGUUUCCAUUUAAUUUAAUAAUUUUGAUGUUUUGUUGUAAUUAUUAUACCGGUGAAAAAUAAUUGUAGUAACCUGAAAUAACUUUCACAGAAUAUUUGUAUAUAUUAGCAUUUUCAUUUUAGACGUAGUAAAACUUUUGAAAUAUUUCAACGUUUUUUAUAGUUAUUUGUCUUUUUUUCAAUUUUACAAUAGUAAAAUGAUUCUGGUAUUUGGUUUCAUGUAAAUACUCGGAAAUUUCAAACAAAGUUCCUCAUAAUUUGUUCUGAUAUCUAUGUAAACAUGAUUACUAUCCGUAUUCAAGAUUUUUUUUCUAAGCAUUUUAAAUUUUAAUUUAGAUUUUGACCCAAUUUUUACAAAUAAAUAUCUAUAUGUGUUUCGAAUUGCAUUUUAUUUGUCUUUAGUUUUUGGACUAUUCGGUAUUUUAAGUACUAAUUACUUUUGUAAAUGUUUUAUUUCUCCAUUUUUUUUUCUUUUAUAGCAAUUUAGAUAAUUUUUUUUUUGUCAAUCGACGUAAAAAGCGAGUUCUUAAAACAUAUUUUAAUUCAGCGUGGAGUGUGCAUGAGAUCAGCCAUACUACUUUUUUAAACUAAAUUUAAAUUUGUAUACAUUUUUCGAAAUUAAGUUCUGGAAUUCGUAAAAAUAGUGUGGCCGAUUUCAUGUAAACUAAUACACACUCCAAGAUUAAUUUAAUACCUAUUUCAGAACAUUAAUCGCUUUAAUAUACAUCGAUUGGAUCGAAUGAAAGAACGGUUUUCACCCUGAACCGUAUGGAAUCGUAUUUAAGGAGAAUAAUUAGCUAUAAGUAGGUUAACCAUGGCUACAAAAAGUAAAAAGCAGAAAUGAAUGAAUAUAUUAUAAUAACCGUCUUUGAUCAAAAUUCUCUUAUGAAGAUGCAGUUGUCAGAGAAGUGGAUAUUUUGUAUAAUUUAGUAUGGUUACAAUAUAUUAUAUAUCAAUAAGACACAUAUUACCUAUACAUAGUAUAUGAGUAAAUGCAUAUGAUUCUCAUUUCAUUAUUAAAUUGUUUUUUUUUUUCAUAUUUUUUUGUUUAAACUAUACAAAUUAAAACGCAUUAUUGAUGAAAAUAUUUGUCUACAUUUUUUUUUUUUUUGCGGUUUGCCGGAUCGAACUCCUCAUCUUCGCUUAUGAUUCAAACAUUUAUGUAUAGCCCCUCUUCUUUAAUACGAAAUCCAGGCUACGCCACUGUACAUAGUAAUAAUAAACGACAGUCGUAGUCAUAAUAUUUUAUUGUGUACAGGUACUUAUAAUUAUAAUAUAGUCAUUUAUAAUCGGAUAAAUCUUACGAUGUACGCGAUGAUGUUUUAAAAUUAUUCCGAAUACCAGCUGCUAUGUGUACAUAAUACGCUUAUAAUAUCGGGGACGCUGUAUUAUCGUGACCCAUAAUUAUUAUGUUAUAUUACGUCGAUAAUUUACAUUUCACGUAGGUGAAAUAUAUAUCUAUACACACCAUAUAAUUACGAUGACGCGCAAAGGUUCGGUCAGUUCGCGGUACGUACCUAUAAUAUUGAUGAGCUUAAUUAGUAGUAAUUUUUGUUUUUUACCGUACCAUACCGUUUUGAAAUAAAUAAAAAAAAAAAAUAGUGUCCAUGGAGGUCGUCAGAUCAAACGGUGAAACGUUUACCCGGGUCUCGAGUAGUUUGUUCUCAGGAUAACAGAAAAGUAAAAAAUCCCCGGAAGAAGUGAACACAUUUUCGCCUCUGAUAUAGUACCCGUCGCGGUUUUCCAUAAAAAGUCGAGGAUAAUUUCCGACGUGAGCUGAAUGUGACCAAACCGAUAUUGAAAUACAUUUGAAGUCAUGAUUUUCUUAGAUUAUUAAAAAUUCAGGCAUACGAGAGAAAAACUGACGCCGUACACAUUUGAUCUUUUAAACAACUUUUUUAAAUCACGAAUUUGGUAUGAAAAGUAGAGCGUUGCUAUUUAGAAAUCUAAAGGUGGCAUUUGUGUUUACGAUUUACGGAAUAAGGAUAACAUUUUGUGAAUAUUGUAUGUACGAUUUUUAAACGAUUACUGAAAAACCGCAAAAAUAAAUUGUAGUCAAAAUCUUCGUUGGUAAUUGCUGAAUCAUGAUAAAAAAAAAAAAUCACCCUGUAUUUUCGAGGAUGUAACUGAGCGCAACAAUUAUGUGCAGCAGUUGGCUACAACGAUCCAUGUCAAUGUCGCGUUUUUAUUAUAAAGGAUACCUACUGUCGACCCUUAUCUAAAAAAAACGUAAUAAUUCACGAUUUUGCAUGGGACAACACAAGUCGUGUGUAUUUUUUUAUUUUAUUAUUCUGAGUUGAGCGAGGAAGCUAUUAGUUUUACUAAGAUGUGCAGGUUUUUUUUUUAUUGGUAGGUAAAUUGGGUUAGAUAAAAUGUUUAAAAAACUAAAAUGUCCGUUCUGUUCUAUUCUGGAUCGCUUUUCGUUUGAAAAAAAUUAUCACUCCUAUUUCUAUGACACGUCUACCCAUAUUUUUUUGUGUAAUUAUAAUGUGGUAUACAAAUGGAACGAAGUACAAUUUUUUUUUUUGUCAAUUAAUUUUUUUGAUACCGAAAAUUCGUUGACUUAACCUAAUCUAUAACUCAUGCUACUAUAGAUGGCAGGCGUCUCGUGGUGGCUUCUGUGUUCUGGAUGGGCAUCCGACUGUUUCUUGGGCCGUCUGCGUUGGCCCGAGGUGUGCCGAUGGUUAUGUCUAGCCGUCCUGUUUCCCGUCGACUACCAAGUGUUUUUCUUCACUUGUUUAGCCGCAUCUCGAAAACGCCAGUGGUUGGAAGCAUUUAACCGGGGCCGGUUUAUCGUUACCGUAUACCAGGUAUGUAACGUUUACUAUAACCUUCCGAUGUACAGUCUAAAAUAUAGGACCCAUAAAAUCUUUUUUCGAUUACGGUGUGCCGAGAGGCCACAUAUCAUAAAAUACAAAUUAACCUGUAGUAUAAUAGACUGUAUAUGGCGAACGAUAGUGUGCGUAUUUAUAUUUAUGUACUCAAAUAUGCAUUUGCAGUUUAUUAGAUGGAAUAACAUAAUAUGGUCGUUUUUGUAAAUUUCGUGACUGUUCCAGGGCGAUUUCUACGACUUUCGGCUGGUCGACUACGCUGAAUAUCUAGACGGUUUGGCGAAAAAACACCAACGGUCUAUAUCGAAAAGACUCGUGUGCGAGUUCGAUCUGAAUUAAAAUGUUUUGUGGACUUACCCUCGACCUAAUAAUGCAUCUGUGCAGUACGCGUCCCGUAUAAAUAUGUAUGUUUUAUGACGACCCCGAAACGAUGACGACGCUACGAGGACAGCGAUUAUUGGGAUUUCGAACCCAUCUGGCCGUUUGAAUAUUUAAAUUAUAAUAUUAUAAUAUAGUUUCUAAAUUAUUGACCUCUAGUGUACACGCGUAAUCGAGUUAAGCGAGCAUAUAUUAUUGUAAUUUGACAGCUUAGUAUUAUGAAUAUUUCGACGCGCGUACGCAAGACAAAUAUUGAUCGGAUCGCCGUUAUUGUUAUAUGUACCUAUAUGCAGACACUCAAAAACAAUCACAAUUUUUUUUAAGUGCCUUUAUACAACUAUACAAAGAUAAUUGUUAGUUUAAUUUUUUCGAGAGCUCCGCAAACAUAAUUCCGAGACUUCUGUAUAAAGUUUUCCAUCCGAUAGUGACGUAGGUACACACGUGUGAUGUAAAUACGCUAUUUAAAUGUUAGGUUUUAUAAGUUUGUACAAUUUAAAAAAGAAAAAAAAAUUUUUUAUGAUUUAAUUUGUUAAAUGUCUAAAAGUGAGUAUUACAAUUGUCAAUGACGACGGUCAGUCGUAAGUGUAAUAUUUUCUCGUUUUUCUCUUUUUAUAGCGUUUAAAUACUCGGAACGAAUUUAAAUAUUAUAUCUGUAGAUAAAACACUGCAGAAUUAUUUUCAAACGGAAACCUAAAAUAAUUCGUCAGAGCGCAAUAAUUAUUUCGAAAAUAAACAGAAAUAGAAACAUCGUAUAAUGGAAAUAUAGUUAAGUAUAAUUUAAACGAAACUAUACGGUUCUGAACGGAGCUUGGUUGAAUCGUAACAUGAAUCUCGAAUAAUAUUUUUAAACACAGUCAAUAAUUAGACGGUACAAUAAUAAUUAUAAUAUAUACUAGUUUGUAAGUGUAAAG